GAUUCUGCACUUUGGAUACUGAAGACAGAAAUAAUUACAGGCUAGAAGGCUGCAGGAAGCAGAGCACCUUUACUGUCUCCUAGGCUCAAGAGCAAGGUAACUGGGCAAGAAGUCCUUCAGAAGCAAGUGGCAGCUGCCCCUGAGGUCUCUGCUGAUUAAGCCAGGAAAGGACUCCCAGGUGGAACCUGAGGAAGUCCCCCAGAGAGGAAAUGGGCCCUCACUUCAGCCCAUCAAGUAGGACAUAGGACAUGAGGCUGUGGCUGCGAGGCCUGGGCCUCCAGGCAUUGAGGAGCUUCUGGGUUGUCCGUGGAGUCCACACACAGGUGCCACCUCCUCCUGUCCCUCAGAAGGUUUUGACCGACUGGGAAGCCAUCUGCCUGGGGAGGCAGCCGGUGCCCGAGUACUUCAACUUUGCCCAUGACAUGCUGGACAUGUGGACUCGGCUCGAAAAGGCUGGGGACCGGCCCUCAGGCCCUGCAUUCUGGUGGGUGGAUGGCAAAGGAGCUGAGGUCAAGUGGAGCUAUGAGGAGCUGGGGAAGCAAUCCAGGAAAGCAGCCAAUGUUCUGGGGGAUGCAUGCGGCCUGCAGCCUGGGGACAGAAUAAUGCUGGUGCUCCCACGACUCCCAGAAUGGUGGCUGGUCAGCGUGGCCUGCAUGCGCACAGGGGUUGUCAUGAUUCCAGGUGUCACCCAGCUAACAGAGAAGGACCUCAAGUACCGGCUGCAGGUGUCCAGGGCCAAGUCCAUUAUCACCAGUGACUCUCUAGCUCCACACGUGGAUGCCAUCAGCAACGAAUGCCCCUCCCUACAGGCCAAGCUGUUGGUGUCGGACACCAGGCGCCCAGGCUGGAUGAACUUCAGAGAACUACUGCAAGAGGCAUCUACAGAACACAGCUGUGUGAGGACCAAGAGUCGGGACGCUCUGUCCAUCUACUUCACCAGUGGGACGACGGGAGCCCCCAAGAUGGUGGAGCACUCUCACUGCAGCUAUGGACUGGGAUUUUUGGCCAGUGCAAGACAGUGGAUGGGCUUGACCGGAUCAUCUGUCUUCUGGAACACAACUGACACUGGCUGGGUGAAGGCAGCCUGGACUCUCUUUUCUGCCUGGGGUACUGGAUCUUGUAUUUUUGUGCAUGAGAUGCCCCGAGUUGAUACCAAAGUUAUCCUAAAUUCUUCUUCAGACUUGGUUGGAGCUGGAAAAUGUGCUUGAAAACUGACCCAUGCAUUUGAGAAGACUUCCAUGGCCCACUGGCUAUGGGUGGUAGGCUUCACUCCUCCUGCUGUGCUCACCCACAGGACAAAUUGGACUCACACAUGGUAGUUUGCUUCCCCCACAGUGAGUAACCCAAGAGCAAACAAGAGCAAAAGUCUCAAACCCAGGUGCCUUCAUCUUUGGAGAACCAAAUCCCAAAGGCAUCAUCUUGACUGUGUGCUAUUCGUUAUAUAAGCCAACCUGGGUUUACUCUGGGAAGCAGCCCCAAAAAACACGAAAAGUGGGAGGUGGAGAUUGGCUAUCUCAGAGACUUUAUUCCACACAUAGUUAAUAAUGAGAACAUAAAGACCCAGUUCACUUGCUUCAUUUCCAUGAAGUGAAAUGAAUAGUGACCCUAAGAACUGGUUGUUGUUGUUGUUGUUGUUGUUGUUGUUGUUGUUGUUGUUGUUUGGAAAUGAAGUCCCUGUGUAUCCCAGGUUAGCCUUGAACUUAUGAUCCUCCUGCCACAGCCUCUCAAGUGCUGGAAUGAGAGGUAUAUGCCCUCGUGCCUGGCUCAUCUCUGGUUUC
Molecule: messenger RNA, 1778 nt
Organism: Octodon degus (degu)
Lineage: Eukaryota; Metazoa; Chordata; Mammalia; Rodentia; Octodontidae
Gene: Acsm5
Product: acyl-CoA synthetase medium chain family member 5
Exons: 8
Coding region: 249-1208 (319 amino acids)
Biological process (GO): acyl-CoA metabolic process; fatty acid biosynthetic process
Cellular component (GO): mitochondrial matrix
Molecular function (GO): fatty acid ligase activity; fatty-acyl-CoA synthase activity
Source: RefSeq, a predicted model, not a curated record